This is a messenger RNA of Fusarium graminearum PH-1, 381 nucleotides long. RefSeq lists its product as uncharacterized. The transcript has 5 exons. Lineage: Eukaryota; Fungi; Ascomycota; Sordariomycetes; Hypocreales; Nectriaceae. The record is from RefSeq and is a predicted model, not a curated record. The coding region runs from base 1 to 381 and encodes 126 amino acids.
AUGGCAUUUUCAAUGCGGUUUCCGAAUCCUCCAUUUUUCUCUCACAAUACGACAACCCUUGAUAGCACGUCGCAGGGAUGGCCUUACAGUUGCAGUGCAGAUAACACCUCUAAAGAGUACAAGGAUGGAUUAGACACCGGAGGGAAUUCAAAUGAGCAUGCGGAAUUAAAGCGCAAACAGAGAUUCGGAUCCCAGCAAAUGGAAGAUAGGCAUUUCCCAUUAUACUCCACUAGAAAGCCCCAUCUCGAUGCCCAUAUUUUCGAGACUGGAGAUGAUAAAACUUUCUGGAAGACAAGAGUCAGCUUAUUGUCUAGUUCGAGAAUUAAUCAAAGCCGUAUGGAUGCCACGGCCAUAAGCAGCUACCAAUUCAUCUCGUGUUGA